Cinclus cinclus is the source of this 753-nucleotide messenger RNA. RefSeq names its product fibroblast growth factor 5 (gene FGF5). The coding region runs from base 1 to 753 and encodes 250 amino acids. The record is from RefSeq and is a predicted model, not a curated record. Gene Ontology annotation, molecular function: growth factor activity; fibroblast growth factor receptor binding. NCBI's taxonomy places the organism in Eukaryota, Metazoa, Chordata, Aves, Passeriformes, Cinclidae. Gene Ontology annotation, cellular component: cytoplasm. Gene Ontology annotation, biological process: regulation of cell migration; cell differentiation; animal organ morphogenesis. The transcript has 3 exons.
AUGCGGCGCCCUCCCUCCCUCCCUCCCGGCGGCAGCAUGAGCCCGUCCUUCCUCCUCCUCCUCCUCCUCCUCGCCCUGCCCGCCCGCGCCCGGCGAGAGCAGGUGCCCGGCGGGGCUCAGCGGGGCCGCAACGCCCCCGCGUCUUCCUCCUCUUCCUCCUCCCCGGCGGCGGCGGGGCCGAGCCGCUUCCCGCGGAGCCGCCCGGAUCGGCGGCGGGGCCGCCUUUACUGCCGGGUGGGCAUCGGCUUCCACCUGCAGCUGCACCCCGACGGCCGCGUGGACGGCGCCCACGAUGCGAGUCCGCUCAGUAUUUUGGAAAUAUUUGCUGUGUCUCAGGGGAUUGUAGGAAUACGAGGAGUUUUCAGCAACAAAUUUUUAGCGAUGUCAAAAAAAGGAAAACUCCAUGCAAGUGCUAGCUUCACGGCGGAUUGCCAUUUCCGGGAGCGCUUCCAGGAGAACAGCUACAACACGUACGCCUCGGCCGUGCACCGCAGCCCCCGCUCGGGCCGCCCCUGGUACGUGGCUCUCAACAAGCGGGGCAAAGCCAAGCGGGGCUGCAGCCCCCGCGCCCGGCCCCAGCACGUUUCCACGCACUUCCUGCCCCGCUUCUGGCAGCCGCAGCCCCCUGAGCUCGCCUUCACCGUGGCGCUCCCCGACAAGAAGCCCCCGCCGCCCGAGGCCAAGCUGGCCCCGUCGCCACCUCGGAGGAGCCCCGGCCCCGUCAAGUACCGGCUCAAGUUCCGCUUUGGGUAG